Messenger RNA from Eutrema salsugineum, 1424 nucleotides. Its product is annotated as malate dehydrogenase 1, mitochondrial. The coding region runs from base 129 to 1154 and encodes 341 amino acids. The transcript has 7 exons. Gene Ontology annotation, molecular function: L-malate dehydrogenase (NAD+) activity. NCBI's taxonomy places the organism in Eukaryota, Viridiplantae, Streptophyta, Magnoliopsida, Brassicales, Brassicaceae. Gene Ontology annotation, biological process: malate metabolic process; tricarboxylic acid cycle. The record is from RefSeq and is a predicted model, not a curated record. Gene Ontology annotation, cellular component: cytoplasm; mitochondrion.
UCAACUAUCCUCGAGUGUCUCGCCAGAGUUUCAUUCACCACAUAAAAAGAACAAAAAAAAAGCAUCUCCUUAGAUUUGCUUCUUCUCCCCCACCAGAUUCCUCAGAAACCCUAGAUUUCAUCCCAAAAAUGUUCAGAUCCAUGCUCGUCCGUUCUUCUGCCUCGGCGAAGCAGUCGCUUCUCCGCCGCAGCUUCUCUUCCGAAUCCGUACCCGAGCGAAAAGUCGCAAUCCUCGGCGCCGCCGGUGGAAUUGGUCAGCCUCUUGCUCUCCUUAUGAAACUCAAUCCACUCGUCUCUAGUCUCUCCCUCUACGAUAUCGCCAACACUCCCGGAGUCGCCGCUGAUGUCGGUCAUAUCAACACCAGAUCUGAGGUUGCUGGAUACAUGGGCGAUGAUAAUUUGGCCAAAGCUCUUGAAGGAGCUGACCUCGUUAUCAUUCCCGCUGGUGUGCCAAGGAAGCCUGGUAUGACCCGUGAUGAUCUUUUCAACAUUAAUGCUGGAAUUGUCAAGAACCUCUGCACUGCCAUCGCCAAGUACUGCCCCCAUGCACUUAUUAAUAUGAUCAGCAACCCUGUGAACUCUACCGUUCCAAUCGCAGCAGAGAUAUUCAAGAAGGCUGGUAUGUACGAUGAGAAGAAAUUGUUUGGUGUAACCACUCUUGAUGUUGUGAGGGCCAAGACUUUCUAUGCUGGAAAGGCAAAUGUCCCUGUUGCAGAAGUUAAUGUUCCGGUGAUUGGUGGUCAUGCUGGCGUUACCAUUCUCCCACUCUUCUCUCAGGCCACUCCUCAAGCCAACUUGUCAGGUGACGUACUCACCGCCCUCACUAAACGUACCCAAGAUGGAGGUACAGAAGUCGUGGAGGCAAAAGCAGGAAAGGGUUCAGCUACAUUGUCAAUGGCCUAUGCCGGUGCACUAUUUGCUGAUGCGUGCUUGAAAGGACUCAACGGAGUUCCAGAUGUUGUAGAAUGCUCAUACGUGCAAUCCACAAUCACUGAGCUUCCUUUCUUUGCCUCAAAGGUGAGGUUGGGGAAGAACGGCGUGGAGGAGGUUCUUGAUUUGGGGCCACUUUCAGACUUUGAGAAGGAAGGCUUGGAAGCAUUGAAGCCAGAACUCAAGUCUUCCAUCGAAAAGGGAGUUAAGUUUGCCAACCAAUGAGUAAACCGAUUUUGACUCUUUGGUACUUUUCCAAUUUUCCGGUUCCGUCGUUGUGUUGCAUCAAUAAAAGCCAUGUGUUGGGUUGCUCUUUCCUAAGCACCAAGAUAUAAACCGUAACAUGUUAAAGUUAUGAUUCUUUCUUCCUUUUUUGGAACAAUGAGGCUUCUUUCAUGAACAGAGUUCAUAAGUGUGGUUGGUUCUUAUAAUCGAUUAAAGGUGUUUCAUAUCUAGAUUUAUCUGUCUACCGGAAAUGAAAUCUUAUUUUUUUCU